AUUCUAGCAGAACAUAAAGUUUUAUUAGACACAAUUGUGAAACAAAACCAAAUUACAUCAAAUCUUAUGGAAUUUUUCCCUAUCGAAUCUGAAAAAAAACUAAGAGAAUUUGAUGCUAUUUUGAAGACCCAUUCAGACCCAUACAUUCGACAAAGGAAAUCACUCCUUGCGGGUAAUGCAGAAAAAAACCUUCAUGAAAUAUUUGGCCAAAAUAUUAUCAUGAAUUUUAAUGUUGAUGGGUCUUUUGGCAAAAAGAGGUUGCGCGAAUACGCAAAUGUUUUUAAAGACAUAAUAGAUGUAAUAGCAAUUUUUAAUGAAAAUUCGGACAAAACAAUUAGAGCAGCAUUUCAGCGUCAAAAGAAGAAAUAUUUUAAACAAAUGGGUCGCAGCAAAGCCAAAAAUAAUGAAAAUCGUGAAGACGACGAUUCUCCCAAAGAGGAUUAGUAAUUUUACCUAAUAUUAGUAAAACAAAAUUUUUA
Molecule: messenger RNA, 479 nt
Organism: Lucilia cuprina (Australian sheep blowfly)
Lineage: Eukaryota; Metazoa; Arthropoda; Insecta; Diptera; Calliphoridae
Exons: 3
Coding region: 67-444 (125 amino acids)
Source: RefSeq, a predicted model, not a curated record